UGUUGGAGACUAGGAAGGGCCGGUGCGGUGAGUGGGCCAACUGCUUCACGCUGUAAUGUAAAGCGGCUGGAAUUGAGGCUAGGCAUGGGGUGGACUGGACGGAGGAGGAGGUUUACAGCCAAGCGGAAGCCUGCCAAAAAAGUUGCUGCCGCCAUGGUAACGUACUACAUAACAUCUAUAAAGCCAUCUCCCUUAUAUCAUGGAGAAUCAGCGAUGAAUGGUUUUGAACUGAGGAACAUUGUAGAGGGUUUCGUCUUCACACUGACAUCUCGGGAACUUUCUGAGAAGUACAUCCACGUCAAGUACUGCUCAGCUUCCGACAAGUACAUCCGGGUAUCGGAUGACAACAAGGAGACAGCAGAUUACCGGAGUUGCCUGUACAGCAGCAUCAACAUGUUCCGCGGACAGACGGCCGCCGGGGCCAGGCAAUUGGUGUAUGUGGGCAGAGACAGAGGUGAUGAAGAGGGCAACAUAGAGUGGCGCUUUGACUUCCAAGACACGGGGCUGGUCAUUGAUCAAGUGACACUCGUCGCUACAGCCAGACUGUAUCAGAACGGCCAAGUCAAGUGGAGAUGUGGUCCUCAACAUCAGAUGGAUGCCUCAUUGCCUGUUACUGAAGAACUGGUGGAGUCUGUGCUGAGGGGUAGCAACAUCACCGGGCAGAGCGACUUCAAUUUAACCGCUUAUCUCUCGGGCGGGGCUGGUGGUUCCCCCUACUUAAAUGCCCAGCUGUUUGCUAUCGGGCGUGAGGACUACCACAAGUAUCCACUAGAUAUUAAGAUCCGACUGAAGGAGAAGGAAUAGCGUUAUGUGAGCUCUUGAGGGCACUCGUGAAGAUGGUGAUUUUUUUGGUACCCUGGGCAAAGACACCAGGGUCUCAGAAAUUGGGAAGAGGGAGAGUAAGACCAAAAUAGGUAUCUUAUAUACUCAGUAAUUUAGUUGAUGAUAUUCAGUAUUCCUUGCCUUAACUUCCAAAAAUUGUAAUGCCAUUUGAUGUGGUGGCAGUUAUAGUACCCCAUUACAUUUCCAUUGUGUGAUUUUCUUCGACUAUUUAAUGGAAGUAUUUUUUUUUAAGAUUUCUUUUUAAAUCCUUCAAAUUCAUGCAUGGCAUGAUUUUUCUGUUCUUCAGUACAUGAGUAAAUUGUGCGUGAAUACUUGCAGUUAAUCUUGCAUAAAUUAAUUGCUAAUUUAAUCCUGUCAAAUUCAGUGUCUUUUUUUCUGCCUUUCAAAAACCCUAAUUGUUUAAAAGGGCAAAUUUGAUGACACAAUUAGGAAUGCAGUUGUGCACAAAGUCUAUGGGAAUUAGGAUAGAAGACCCUUGAAGAAAAGAAGAAAAAGUAAGAAACUAGAGGUCUAUGUACGUCUGUUUAAGAGCAGAGCAUCGGGCUUUUCCGCAUUUACUUUGUAUGUAUGUUUGAACACUAUGAGGAAUUUAUCCCCUCUGCAUUUUGUGUGCAAUUGCAAGAAAAUAUUCCAAUUCCAAUCUUACUGCACAAAAAGAUAUUCCCUGCUUGUAGACUGGUUCCAAGUCAUUGCAUUUUCGGGUGUAGGCCUAACUACUUAUUCCAUAACUAAACAUGGGCCGAGUUUCAUUGGUCAAACAGUUUCUCAUUCAAAAAUGUGUAAAUUGUACUGCAAAAAUAGCAAUUUAAAAACAAAAUCUAUUUUUCAGGGUUGAACUUUAAAAAUAGGUUGGACAUUGUUAACUUGAUAAUUUGAAAAGAAAACGUUUUCUGUUUCAUACACUUCAUGAUACUUUACUUAUUACUGAAGGUUUUUUACUUUUGCCAAUCAUAAUUUAAAUGUGUGAAACAGUGGUUUGUCCUCAAGUUAAACAAUAUAACAUUUGCUUGGAAUGUUUUAGUUGGAUUUGUAUUUCUUUGAAACUUGAAAAAUAAUUGCUUACCUUCAGCAAUUAUUGAAAUGAAAAUUCAAAGUAAAGUACAUAGUUAAUAACGUGCCUUAAUCUUUGAUUAAUGUAUAACACCCCAAAAAAAUUAGAAUCAACUGUCCGUGCAGUUUGAUAAAUUGAAAGAGGGUAAUUUUUUGUCUGUCACAAAGUGCUUGUAUGAUUACAUGUAUAUCUGCCUAUUUUCAAAAUUUCUUAAGCCAUAAUCUGAAAUAUUUAGAGUACUUGUCAAAAACAUUAUAGUUCUCAAAAAUGUACUGUAGACUAAAAGGACACAAAUCUUCCAAUAAAACGUGGUUGAAAAAAAAACUUGGCACAUCUCCCAUCCAACCCUGUUUUGAAUGAUUUUCAUUGCAUAUUUUCCCAAGCAUUUCUUUUUUAGAUGAGUUACAAUUUACAUAAACUGCAACGAGCUUACGGGCCUCACAUCUUUUAUACAUGUUGCCAUUAUGUCACGUUAGUAACACCAUAUUUGUGAGGCGUUUUGGCAAUGAGACGGAACUGGGCACAAACCAAAGUGGACAAAAAUGCAAGAAUCUGAGUGGGUUGAUUUAUUUCUGAUUUUCAAAUUUAUUGAUA
This is a messenger RNA of Patiria miniata (bat star), 2488 nucleotides long. RefSeq names its product peptide-N(4)-(N-acetyl-beta-glucosaminyl)asparagine amidase-like. Gene Ontology annotation, biological process: glycoprotein catabolic process. The transcript is spliced from 5 exons. Gene Ontology annotation, cellular component: cytoplasm. The record is from RefSeq and is a predicted model, not a curated record. NCBI's taxonomy places the organism in Eukaryota, Metazoa, Echinodermata, Asteroidea, Valvatida, Asterinidae. The coding region runs from base 85 to 804 and encodes 239 amino acids.